GAGGGGGCCGAGGGGGGCAGGGGGGCAGGCGGAGUGCAGCGGGGCGGUGCAACGCGCGCCGCCGGCCCGGCCGUCGACGGGCAGACAGUAGGACGGCAACGCCACUGCGAGUCGGUGACCAAGGCGCGAACAGCGCGCUCGCACCGUGACAUGUAGCGCGGCCGCCGCGCUCAGCCUCGCGACUCCACCGUCGGUGGCGGCGCGCCGAUGCGCCUGCCGUCCCGCGCCGACGACGCCCGCGCCGCCGUGACCGUACCAACGCGAGUACCGAGUGAAUCCCUCUCUUGGACCUGAAGCGAGCCCUUCAGCCCGACGACCGUCGGAUGGAACCCCGAGUGCGCCGAUUCGCAUCAAGGUUAGCUGAAUAUUUGAAUCGGCGGGAGCUAGCUCAGACAUGGGAAGUGAGCACUAUUGCCUAAGGUGGAACAAUCAUCAGAGCAACCUGCUGGGAGUUUUCAGCCAGUUGCUUCACGACGAGAGUCUGGUAGACGUCACGCUCGCCUGCUCCGAGGGUGCCUCCAUAAGAGCUCACAAAGUCGUUCUCUCUGCGUGCUCGUCCUACUUCCGUUCGCUGUUCGUGGACCACCCCUCGCGGCACCCCAUAGUGAUCCUCAAGGACGUUGGCCUAGAGGAGCUGCGGACCCUGGUCGAAUUCAUGUACAAGGGAGAGGUCAACGUCCAGUAUUGCCAACUACCCGCGCUCCUCAAGACUGCCGUGAGUCUUCAGGUCAAGGGAUUAGCUGAAAUGACUACAUUAAGUGCAGCUGGUAUCGAUACAAGAAACGUUCCUGAACCAAUGGAUGAGUGCCAAUCCAAGGACACCAAGGAGUGUCAAGAGUCCCACGAGAGACUAGAUGGUUGCGAGAAAUGGGAGAGAGAAGAAAGGCGUGACGCGAAGGACUUGCGGGAUACCCGUGAUAGAGAAAACAAGGAUCGAGACUCAAGAGAAGCUCAUCCAAGAGAGAGUCGUGAGUCGAGGGAAUCACAUAGAGAGCACAGAGAACCGCGAGACUUAAGAGAACAUCGUGACCAUCGCGAUGUGAGGGAGCAUAGAGAGGCGAGAGAGCCUAGGGAACCUCGUGAACCUAGAGAAAAUAGAGAACCGAGAGAAACUCGCGAGCAUCGCGAAGUUCCUCGGGAUUUAAGGGACAAUAGAGAAAUUCGAGAGCCUAAAGAAAUAGACUCAUCACCUCCGAGGAUAUCGCCAUUACUGUCAGUUCGGAGAUUUAGAAAUGAGAACUCCACAGAACCUCCUACCCCAACGCAUCCUCCCCUGCCCAAGGAUGAACCGCCUGACGAGCCAAUGCGUCCUUCAUCGCCCGAGGACGACGCAGUAUCUAUAAGAUCAAAUGGGGCGCAAAAUGAAAACAUUGGCAUAAACAUGACUAUAAACAGCCACGGCGUGCUGGGGCCGCGGUACUCGCCAGUGGAACAGCGGCUUAGCGUGUUGAACGCUAUUUCACACCCUGGUCUACCUCAUCCUUCACAUGCAUCAUUGCCCAGUCCACGGAACGAGCCAAUCGCAGGCCCUUCAGGUCUGCCGCCGGUGCAACAAGUACCCUUGUCUCUGAAGAAGGAAGUUGACUGGGACCGGAGUAAUGAAGACAAAGGUGGCGAAUCAUCCACAGACUAUCGAAUACAGCAUGAAUCUAUGUGUCUGGACAUGACAUGCAGUUCACCCAGUAUUCCGAGUCCUAUUCCACCGCGAAGCCCUACCGCUCUACCGAUCUGGUCGCCGUUACUGGCGUUACAAGCGUGCCGCCUACGCAGGUAUCUUAGCGAUGACUGUAUGACUUACCAGAACAGGCACCUCCUUCACUCCGAAAGACGCCGGUGUGGAGUCUGCCUCGCUUCAUUUCCCUCCACAUGGCUUCUGGAGCGCCACGCCGCCCUGCAGCACGCGUCGCAGACCUCUUGCGACGAUAAACCAUUUGUCUGCGAACAAUGUGGACAAAGCUACAGAUAUAGGUCCGCCUAUGUCAAACACAGAGAGCAAAAUCACCGAGCCAGGCUACCGGCUGACAAACUAUUCACCUGUGACGUCUGUGGAAUGCAGUUCCGCUAUCUCAAGUCAUUCAAAAAACAUCGUCUGAAUCAUACUUUAGAGCGACUUCACACAAAGAACACCGAUCAGAGUGACAGUAUGGAUCAAGUUUCUAGCACAAACGAGGCUUUGUUAGGUCGCUGUGGUGAAAUGGACCUUUCCAUAAAAAAGAAAAACAGACCUGAAAACACUAGAAGCCCCCCGAUUGAAGUUCACGAUGAACAAGACAGUACCGUUGAUUCGAACGGCCCAUCAGACUCCAUAGUGACAGUUGACGAUUCGACUGACUGCAGGAACUCGAGUGCCGAAAGUGAGAGCAAACGAGACGACACUCCCUCGGAAGAGAGAAGGCGCGUUCCUGUCUCAUUUGCCAGCGUUAGUUCAAUCGCAGAUAGUUCUGAAAACGAGUCGCGAGCUGAUAGUAAACACGACAGCGCGAGUCCACAUUCGGGAAUUAUGGGAUUCUUGCAAAAUGAUGAUAGGCAACGAGACAGGGAGAGGAGAUUUGCAUGCCCGUUUUGCGGGAAAUGCGUUAGGUCCAAAGAGAAUUUAAAGUUGCACGUGAGGAAGCACACCGGGGAGCGACCGUUCGUGUGUUUGUUCUGCGGGCGCGCGUUCGGAGGUAAGAGCGACCUGACUCGUCACCUCCGAAUUCACACCGGUGAGAGGCCGUACCACUGCGAGGCCUGCGGCAAGUGCUUCGCGCGGGCCGACUACCUGUCCAAGCACUUGACCACUCACGUGCACAACGCGCGCUGAUCCGCCGCAGCCGACGUCUCUGCACCGACCGCGCCGUCCUUCGUUCAAUAUUCGCAUACCUCUAUAUUUAUUGACCGAGUCAUAUUAUAACACUAAAUCGGAAUAUUUUUUAAUACAUUUUUAAACGUUACACGACGAUAUUAAGCAGGUUUUAUUAAUAGCUCACAGGACUGUUUUUAUUUUAGAGUUGUUUACGGAUAAGUAGUUAAUUGAGUAAUUUUUGAUAAUUAUCUAAGAGGAUAUACUUUGGAACGUUAAAGAUGACAAGAAGUGAUUUCACAAGAGUAAUGCACAGUUGGCUUGUAUCCCUACAGACCUAGACAUUCACGAUAUUAAUAUUUUGCAGAAAAAGCAUUUAGAAUAUUUGUUUGUCUGAGUCUGUAUACGAUGUUGCGUCGAUUCCACUUAAUAUUUCUUGCUAUGGUACUCCUAUUCUACCACACAGAAACUUACUUCACAUACAUUACGAGUAAAAGGAAUUGUUACUUCCACUUUAAAAAUUCAACUAAUGUAAAUUAACGUACCUAGAUUAUUGUUUACUCAUCUUUUUUUAUCUUUGUUGCAAUUCUUACUUGGAAAGUGCAACGGUAUCGAAAGGUACUCGGUUUCAUAUAAGAACACAUUAAUAAAUGAAGUCACCGUCCCAUGUAUCUUAUUUUCGAGACGGAAAAGGAUAACUACAAAAAUUUAAUAAAAAUACCUAAUUUUUAAUUACUUAGGUUUAGUAUAAUUUCACAAGUCAACCAGUUAGGGUGUAAGGGUAAUUUUAUUUCUUUGACGCAGCGCAUUAUUCAGAUUGGAUUUAUUUGUGUUGUUCUUGUAUCCGUUGCAGAGUGAUCUAAUGCAAUACAAACGGGUGAUAAUGUUAUAUAAAUACGUAAUUAAUAUAUUAUUUUAUUCAUUACGACAACGCCACUUAUGUUUCUGUUAAGGAAGUGCUUCACAUAGUUUCUUUUGCCAUAUUUUUAUAUGUCAUUGUAAUAUUAAGAUUGAAGUAACUCAUUCCAUUGAAGAGUAUCUAGAAAAUUGGUAGUUGCGAUGAUAGAUACAUAAGUAGGAGAAUGCAAAAGCUGUGAUUUGUAUGAUUAAGACCAGUCAACCAGUUUAGGACAUCGAAAAAGUUUUGUAUAAAUUAAAAUAUGAUAUAAGCAAAUAAUUUUAAAGAGCGAUUAAAUAAGUAAAGCUAGGUGUAAGAAAUCUCUCUGUGCCAAAAUAUUUACCUCAUACAAAUAAACAGUGAAGUAUAUUAUAAAGGAUUUUUGCCGUGCUACUUAUAUUAAUAUUAAAUCCAAGUGACUUAAUCACUUAUUUUUUAUUAGUAUAGGUAUUCCUGACGGAUCUGGUUUGAUUUUAUAGAUAAUAAUAUGUACAAUUUAUACAAUUAGUUCAAAGUUAUAGCAUUUUUACUUAUUCUAUGUAUUUACUACAUGAAAUAAAACCACUUUUUCGUCCAGUCGCACCAAAAGCUCCUACGUUAGGUAAGGAGCUGGCGACUCUAAAUAAGUUACUGUGUUUUAGUACAAACAUACUCGUACUGGCCUGCAUAUUCACUACAAUAUGCUAACACGCGACAUUAAUCGCUCUUAGACGAUGUCAACUGCCGCAAAUGUGAUAAUCUUUGUUGUUAUUCUCUAAAAGGAGAUUGGGUGGAAAAUAAAAGGUUCUUCUUUCAAUCUAGUUACAUACACUGCAUUCAGCAAAAGUGAGUUAGUAAUUAUGAACACGAAAACUCAUUAGAAAAAACGGAUGUAUAAAUUGAAAUAACUGAAGAAAUGCUAAUUUUUCUUUCCAACCUCCUUUUCAACUAGAUUCCAAAGUAACUAUACAGUGUCAAUUAUGUACAUUAUUAACUAUAUAGAAUAAGUGAUUUAAUACCGGCAUUUUAAAAAUAAGUAAUUUUUAUUAAUUGCUAUUUGCGGGCCAGUACUUUUCUGAGAAUGAUGCAAUAGACAUUGUAAAAUAGUUGUCAUAAUCUACAUUUUAAGUAUAUUUUAUGAUAAUAACAGCCAAUGCAACGAAGUUGAAAGAAACGGGAAACAAUAUUAUUUAAUUCAUAUACCUGCCUUAGGGUCUGUACUCUAACUAAUGAUUUUUCAAUAGUAUAUGUAUAGGUUCCGUUUGAUAAUUGUUAUUUCAUAUGAAAGAUACAGUUGAAUAUGGAUGUAAUGUUAUUAUACUUAUUUAAGUUUGCCAGAGGGAUUUAAUAAGUAAUAUUUAGGUAGUCGAAACUUUCUAAGUAUAAACGAGAAGCAAUACUCUGAAUUUUUAUUUUUACUACUAUUAAUACUCUUUACAGAAGGAAUAAGUCGACUGGUCAAUAUUAGGACACGUGCACUAUUUUUGUGCUUUUAUAAAUAAUGUUUUUUCUUGUAAUUCAACGCGACUUUAAUAAAAUUAGAAGAAACGCACUACAACAACAACUCGCACUUGAUGUUGUUGAUCAGUUUUCGUGUUUUUUCUGUAAAUAAUGAAGUUUUUCAACAAUACCAUCGAAAUAAACAAUGAAAUACCAUGUAUAACUAAUGAAAACAAAAUGUGUAUAAUGUAGAUAUUUGCCAUUACAUCAAAUUUAAACAAUAUGAUAUAUUAAUAUUCAAAAUUGAUGUUGACUGUUUUUAUAAUUAUAUGAUCGGUAGUUACUUGAUGUUGUGGUGUAAUUAGUGUCUUAUAGAUAUAAGGUUAUUAACCACUCACAUUUGCUCUCGGCGUUGCUGUCAUGUUCUUUGAUAGAACCCCCAUUGUUGCCAGUUUUAUACUAUAUGUAAUUAGGUAUCCAUUUUGAUAUUCCAUGAUAUUGAUAGAUGAACAUCAAGUCAACGCUUCGGCAAUUAUGAGUGGUUCAUUAUUUUGAACUCUCUUAGUGUUAACUAUUGGUGUGGUAUUCUUUAUAUUUGUUCAUGUAAUAUAAAUAUCUCUAAUAUAAAUAAUUUUAAAUCAGAUUCAUAAUUAUACUCAGCACUGCAGAGGAUUGUAAAUAUGCGAGUACUAACCAGGACAAAUGUGAUAAACUAGAAUGUAAGGGUUCUCUUUUGUUUAGUUUUAUUUUAUAAUUAUUGUGAGGAAGGUUUUACCACUUUAAUUUAAAAAUAUAAAUUUAUUACAUAUCUCCUCACAACAUUAGCGUUAUUUUAAACGUGGCAAAAUUUAUUAUUUAAAAAUAUUUAACUUCAGAGUUUAGUGUUUUAUCUCAAUGGGCAUUAUUUUAUUUAUACAUUUUGGAAGGACUUCUAGGUGGAACUUUUGGAAACCUACCUCAACUCCUACCAAAGUCUGGCCCUAACCGUAUGCUUAGUAGGUAAGGUUUGGUCUCGGAAUUCGGUUAAAUCAUAGGUACCAUGACGCACAAUUUUACCACAGAAAAUCGUUAUAUCUCCGUCCAAUAUAAAUAACUAUGAGUGUCUUUUAUUUUUAAUCAUGGACAGAAGUAUGUUAUUUACAACAGCAUGACCAUUAACUCUGCAAACUUUGCCAGUUUUCUGAUGAUUUUUAAAUAGUUCUUUGUGUGUGAAGCACGUUAAUUAUCUAGGAACACGAUGUGGCGAAGUAGCGACUUAUCGAAUGAGACGCUUCGGUAGAAGUCCAUUUUAUAAUGGCUCUCUCCGUAGGCAUUAAAUCUUUAAUAGCGAGGAGGGGUGAUGAUUGUGAUAUUAAUUUAAGUCGCAACAGUGACCGAAGUAAUUAUUAUCUCCAGCGUACGCGAUUCAAUGAAGACCGACUCUAGACUGAUUUUUGGGUAGAAGAAAAGUAGGCCAGAAGUUUCGCCGUUUUUAAAAUCGUAUAGCGAAUUAAAGUAACAUAUAGAUUUAUUUGAACUUUUCAAAAGCCAAAACAACGCAAUAGUUCACGAUAUCAAAACAAUAAGAGAGUUUACCUACUUAAGUUUUAAACAUAACAUAUACAGAAUUUUUUAUAUACCAAUCUUAAAUUAUUUUUCAGAUGUAUUGAUUUUUAUACGUCUCCAUAUACAACGUUGAAUAGAGGUAAGUGUAGGUAUCGUAGAUGGGUCUAUUAACCGCGUGGUGCUACAAUGUGUAAUGAUAUGUGAUAGAAACUGUUCUACAGAGACAUUUUAUUUAUUGAAGCUUCCAUAGAUAAUUAAAUUAUAAACUACAUAAAAUACUGGAAACAGCGUCAGCAAUAAUUUUGUUUAGAUGUUAUUGCAUAAGGGAUUUUUUUGGUACAGUAGGUAUUUUUAAAAGUAAUCUUGUGUCUCUAAGAAUCAACGUAUUCAAUAUUGUAAGAAUGUGUUGGUGCUUAGCCAUUUGGAUGGAAAAAUGGAUUACGUAAUUUGGUCGCCGUGUCCUACAGCACCUUGGAAGCUAAAAGGUUAUAUGUAUUGGUUAAAUGUAAAGGACAUUCGACCUAUAGCUCCCAAGGCGCAACUAGGAAGAUUGAUGCUAGGCGAGGCAAGCCUAGGCGAAUUGUUUCAAAUUAUUUCCGCAUUCGCGGUAAAUGUGCAGAUAUAAUUUGGUCGUAUAAGGCAGAACCUGCCUGAUAAGUAGCUAGUAAAAUUUCAAUAGCAACCAUUUUGUCAAUAGGCAACAAUAGUUUAUUGAAGUUCGUAUUAUAUUGUAUGUUGAUUAUUGUAGGACCUUAUUAACAAAUUACAGAUUUUUUACACUACAUAGGUCCCCUUAUUUCGUUUUCGCAUGGAUUAUACAUUUACUUCGAAGUCAAAAAAACACCAAAAUAUUUAUUUUCUCCCUUAAGGCGAUAAUAAAGUGACAUGAUUAAUGUAUAGGUAGAUACUUAUGUAUUUCCAACUACAACGGAAAAACACAUUUAUGUAGUUUGAGUUAUGAUUAUGACAUACAAUCCGUGGCCUGAUUUAUAUUAUGAUACAAUCAAAAGCAAUGAAAAUGUUACUCUUAAUAAAAAUAAAUUUAAUUUUCAUACAAAGUGAACACGUUAUCAUUGCUAUUGAGUGUAGAUUUAAUUUAAUUUUUAUUUUGUUAUAAUCAAGUAGUCGUUAGUAAGAACUUGCUGUUUUGUAAAUUAAUAUAUUUUAAUUUUUACCUCGUCAAUUUUCAGAUAAUAUUAUUAUUGUUAAAGGUGUCAUGUUUUUUUUUAUAUUUGUAAGAUGAUUGAUAACCCAACAAUGUUAGAUCAUUUCUUUAACACAAUGACAGCCGAUAAAAUAGUCCAAUUUAUUUGUGUAUCUUGUCCAUUGUCCAAAUUAACUUAGGCAUAGUUCCAUAUUUUGGAUGUGUAUUAUAUCUACGAUCUAAAUUAAAAGCUAUUGUGUAUAUUAUUUCAUUCAAUAUCGAUGUGCAAAAUUAUAGUAAAUGUCUUGGAUCUCUAAAAAUAAGAAAAAAAGACAAAAAUACUUUACAAAAUUUCUAAAUGUGCAAUAAAUGUGUGUUGUAGUGUUACCAUUAGGCGUAAAAUUUUCAGCGACAAAAACAUUUUUACUGGAACACGCAAAUUUGUAAAAGUAUUGACAAUUUGUGUGUUCAACAUGUAUUUGAUCUCAUUAUUAAAUUAGUAAAUGUGUUUUUGUGGCACAAUAAAUUGAAUAUUUGGCACUUUAAAAGGCACAUUUUCCUAAAGUAAUUGAAAAACGGUUUGAAAACGUGUUAAAAAUGGAUUUGUUGGUAUUUAAUUUCGUAAUGAAAUAUAUUUGUUUCAUUAA
Molecule: messenger RNA, 8435 nt
Organism: Cydia fagiglandana
Lineage: Eukaryota; Metazoa; Arthropoda; Insecta; Lepidoptera; Tortricidae
Product: zinc finger protein 768-like
Exons: 7
Coding region: 395-2803 (802 amino acids)
Biological process (GO): regulation of transcription by RNA polymerase II
Cellular component (GO): nucleus
Molecular function (GO): protein binding
Source: RefSeq, a predicted model, not a curated record